AUGGCCGAGCUCAGUCCGGAAGAAAGGAUCAAGCUCGCUGUGCAGUUUAUCGCGCAGAGCCCUCCGGGCGAAGUCAACGCGGUCGAGCACGAGGCGGACGAGGCGGCCAACAUCUAUCCUCACGUCUCGCUCCUCUCUGAGGCCGUCAUCGCCCCUACGACGGGCACGCAGGAGCGCUUCGUUGACUUUGAGGCCGCACGCUCCUUCUCCUUCGACCACGUCCGCAUGACACCCAGCGACUAUGAGCCCUACGUCCUUCCCAGCAAGGAUGAGGCCAUCCGCAAGUCGUUCGCCGAGAGCCUCUCGGCCUACACGCGCAACCACUUUACCGAAGGCCGCUGGUCCGUCGCGUGCGAUCAGUACCCCGUCGCGACUGCGGCUGUCGGCGUGCUUGAGCCCGCCCCGACACCGACAGGCAGCCAGAGCGGCAGCGUCAGCGCGAGCGUCCCCCCCAGUCGCGCAGUCAGCCCGGCCGUCCCCCCGAUUCCUGAGGGCAUCGCCGUGCCCUCUGACACCCCUGCCGACGGCACCAGCAGUGCUGCGUCGGAUCUCCCGAAGGACGCCGAGGUCGACGCUCCCGGCGGUCUGAAGGACCUCGACGACGAGAUGGAGGGCGUCGCCGAGCGCCUCGAUCCCACGGGCACGGCCGCGCUCGGCGAAACGCCCGGCAAGCUCGAGCCCGAGCCGACGCCGUCUGUCGGCGACGCAGAUCUGCCGAAGGACGCCGAGGUCGACCAGCCCGGCGCGCUGGCUGACCUGGACCGCGAGAUCGCCGAGGAGGUUGAGGCUGAGGCCGAAGCCAUGGCCGAGGACAAUGCGGCGAGCGGAGCAGCUGCAGGCGCGCCCGCCGCGACUGGGGCCGCAGCAGUGGACGACGAGAAGUUCACGAGCCUAGACGCGAAGCUGGCCGAGGUGGAAGCUGCAGACGCGGCUGGCGGGCACGAGAUCCCGAGUGCGUCCGCGACGCCGGCGGCGCUGAAGCAGACGCCGAUUGCGCAAGAGUCGCGCGCGCACCCGUCCUACACCCUCGAAGUGGUCGGGAACCGGUACAACCCGAGCAACUUCUGGACGGGGCGGUGGCGCACGCGCUGGGUCGUCGAUCCCGCCGUCGGUACUGUGACGGGGACGAUUCUCGUCGACGUCCACUACUACGAGCAGGGCAACGUGCAGCUGUCGACGGAGCAUCGGGCCGCGUUCCCCGUCCCCGUCGAAACGUGGGAGGACGGACGCGACGCCGCGUCCCAGAUCGUAGGCACCAUUGCCAAGAUUGAGCAGGCGUACCAGCUCGAGCUGGGCGAUGUGUACGAGGAGUUUGGCGAGAAGAGCUUCCGUAACCUCCGCCGGGCACUGCCUGUCACGAGGCAGAAGAUUGACUGGGACAAGGUCCAGGGAUACUCCCUCGGAAGCGACCUCAGCAAGGCGAGGUAA
Trichosporon asahii var. asahii CBS 2479 is the source of this 1428-nucleotide messenger RNA. RefSeq names its product F-actin capping. The transcript is spliced from 2 exons. Gene Ontology annotation, molecular function: actin filament binding. Gene Ontology annotation, biological process: barbed-end actin filament capping; actin cytoskeleton organization. Lineage: Eukaryota; Fungi; Basidiomycota; Tremellomycetes; Trichosporonales; Trichosporonaceae. The coding region runs from base 1 to 1428 and encodes 475 amino acids. The record is from RefSeq and is a predicted model, not a curated record. Gene Ontology annotation, cellular component: F-actin capping protein complex; actin cortical patch.